Molecule: messenger RNA, 1961 nt
Organism: Labrus mixtus (cuckoo wrasse)
Lineage: Eukaryota; Metazoa; Chordata; Actinopteri; Labriformes; Labridae
Gene: shtn2
Product: shootin 2
Exons: 17
Coding region: 115-1797 (560 amino acids)
Source: RefSeq, a predicted model, not a curated record
AGCAGAAAUGUCCACUUCUUCCUUCACAUGCCGAAGCAAAGGUUUUCCGUUUGUUCUUGAUGAUUGUGCAUUUCACCAGGAGGGAAACAUUUUGAACGGUGUACAGACGGCGGGAUGUCGGUGCAGGCCGAGGAUAACGCAGCUGCAGAGUCUGAUGAAGAGAGCGGUUUAUCCUCUGAAGAUGAGGGAGACAUUGAGUGUGAGAUUUUGGAGAUGCAGAGGGAUGAAGCCAAUCAGAGACUGUCUGAGUUGGAAGAAGUGUCCAGUCAGCUCUUGAAAGAGAUGAAUGUUCUGGAGAUCCAGUUUCACAUCGAGCGCUCCUGCAGGGAGAGCGCAGAGGCUCUGGCUGUCAAAGUGACCAAAGAGAACAAAGUCCUGAAGAGGAAGAGCCAGAUGAUGAUGCCGCUCAUCCCAGAGCUACCUGAAAACAAGGCUGCUGUGACCUUUGACCAGGAGGUCGACGCAGAGCUCAACAGUGAUGAGGUUGAUGUUGGGAGCGAGGAGACGUUGCUGCUGCAGAGUCAGGCCAAGAUCGCAGAGCUGCAGGUGUCAGUCGACGGUCUCCUGUCAGAGAAGCUGCAGCUGGAGCAACAAGUAGCAGAUCUGACCAAAGAGCAGCUCCUCCUCCGAGAGCAGCUCGCUCUGGAGGUGGACGAGAAAGAGGCCAUACUGAGGAGGAUAAACAAACAGAGCAAGACCAUGAAUAAAAUCAAGAGAGUCUCCCAGCUUGUCAGCGAGGAGUUCACAGAGAUGUCUCAGAAGCUGGAGCUGGAGCAGGGCCUGCGGGCGCACGCCGAAGUCUUCGCCCACCAGAUGUUGGUGCAGCAGAAAGAUUCCCACAGACAGAGUGUGUUACUGGUGCAGAGCUCCGACGCCGGCCUGCAGCUGCAGCAGGCGCUGGAACAGAUCUCCUCCAUCAGCUCCGCCCUGACUGACAUACAGCGCCGUUACCGCGACCAGAUCACGCAGCGUCAGAGCGCUGCUCAGGAGAGCGGUGUCUCUGUCUCUGAGCUGCAGGAGCUGAAAGAACAGCUGGAGAGGAGGGAGGAGGAGAGGAAGGCCGUAGAAACUCAGCUAACUGAGGCGAACAGCACGGUGUCAGAGCUUCAGGAGGAAGUGAAAAAGUUACAGGAGACACUGGAUGAGAAAGACAAAACCGAAGAACCAGAAGGAGAGUCAACCCCGGCUCCACCUCCGCCUCCUCCUCCUCCUCCUCCUCCUCCUCCUCCUCCUCCACCUCCCACUUCUGUCACCAAUCCUCUUGACUUCCUGAGAAGCAGGAGAAAAGACGGCUCAUGUAAAGCUGAUCAAAACAAAGCUGCACCGUUGUUGGACAUGAAGACGAAAGCGGUGGAUGAAAUGAUGGCGAGAAUCAAGAAUGGAAUCGUGCUGAGGCCCAUCAAGAUAAAACAGGAAGAUGACAGCUCGUGGAAGGAACCGAGUUGUGAAAAAAGAAAAUCGGCCAUCCUGGAGCUGAAAGGAAUGCUGGACAAUAUAAAACGUCAGCCCCACUGCAGACUGCCGUCCAGAAGAGGGAUAAGCCGACACGUUGAGGAAGCUGAGCUCCUGCAGGUUCUCCAGAGGAGGAGGAGGGCGAUGGGAGAGAACCGGGAGUCGCCUUCCUCAACAAAAACACAGGACCCCCUGCCUGGUCCACAGAGCGUCCCAGCGGCAGGAGACGUUCCCUGGACGGGCGAGCUUGGCAGAGCCCCUGUGCUCCGGAGGCUGAGACAGAACCGAGAGAAGAGAGACUCUCGCAUCAGAGCGUCAGCAUUGAUCCUUAACCAACAAAACUGAGGGCAAGAAACACUGAAGAGGAGGUUGAUGAUUGAACUACACCUACCAAAAAAAAAAAAAAACUUUUUACACAGAUGAUCUCAUCUUGACUUCAAAGAAACCAAAUGUAUCUGUAGAGAUUUGUUAAGAAUAAAUUCUUUGCCUUUGAAAUAUCUCGUAAUAAA